Messenger RNA from Anguilla anguilla (European eel), 1995 nucleotides. RefSeq names its product S100 calcium binding protein Z (gene s100z). Gene Ontology annotation, cellular component: membrane; cytoplasm. The record is from RefSeq and is a predicted model, not a curated record. Gene Ontology annotation, molecular function: thrombin-activated receptor activity; calcium ion binding. The transcript has 2 exons. The coding region runs from base 148 to 1290 and encodes 380 amino acids. Lineage: Eukaryota; Metazoa; Chordata; Actinopteri; Anguilliformes; Anguillidae. Gene Ontology annotation, biological process: positive regulation of Rho protein signal transduction; blood coagulation; thrombin-activated receptor signaling pathway.
CGUGAACGUGACAUCACCAGGUAGCUUCACUUCUUUUGACUGGGCGGAUGAGUGUGUUUUCACACUGAGAUCAAACCGCGGACGAAAAUAUCACAUUUGUGCUGUCAUUUGAAUCAACGGUGUAAAUCGAUAGUUUGAUACACUGAAAUGGGAGUAAAAAUGAAGUAUUCGAUGCAACUAACUAUGCUGGUUUGCUGUUUGACAUGCGCCCACAUCUCAACUGCUGAACCAGAUCAAAAAGGAUUUUUCGGUACUGAAACAGAAGAUGGUGUUGCUGUAAGCAGGGCUGCAGUCCAAACACUUGACGGUCCAUUGACAAAAGUCUUCCUCCCCAUUCUGUAUAUCAUUGUAUUUGCUGUUGGUGUGCCCACCAAUGCCAUGGCCAUUUGGGUCUUCCUCUUCAGAACCAAGAAGAAACACCCUGCUGCCAUCUACAUGGCCAACUUGGCACUCUCUGACUUGCUCUUUGUCAUCUGGAUCCCACUGAAAAUUGCCUACCACUUGAAUAGAAAUGACUGGAUCUAUGGCGAGGGGCUCUGUAAAGUGUUGAUGGGGUUUUUCUAUGGAAACAUGUACUGCUCCAUCCUCUUUAUCACCUGCAUCAGUGUACAGCGAUACUGGGCCAUUGUUCAUCCCAUGUCUGUUCAGAGGAGGAAUAAUCGAAUUGCCAUUGUGAUUUCUGUUUCUAUAUGGGCUGUGAUUUGGCUGGCAACGACUCCCCUGUACCUGUAUGACCAAACGGUCAAGGUCAGCAACCUUAACAUCAUCACCUGCCACGAUGUCAACAGACCCAGUCAAACGAAGAUUCCUGCGGGUUACUUUAUAACCAUGGGGAUUGUGGGCUUCGUCAUUCCUUCCAUAGUGUGCAUAGUGGCCUAUGUCCUAAUGCUCCGGGCUCUGAGAAGCUCCAUGACGGAUGAGCAGAUUGGUAAGAAGCGAAGGAAGGCCGUCGUCCUGAUCAUCACUGUCCUCGUCCUGUUCCUGGUGUGUUUCACUCCCAGCAACAUCAUGCUGCUUGUCCACUACUCCCUCCUGCUCGGCGGUAAUGUCAACAAUGGCUACAGCUUCUAUAUCACCACACUGUGCCUAGCGAGCCUCAACAGCUGCCUGGACCCCUUUGUUUACUACUUCAUCUCAGAGGAGUUUCGGGACAACGUGAAGAACACCCUGAUCUGUAGGAGCAAUCGCACUGUGGAGAGAAUGCGGGUCUCCUUCAGUGCCCUCAAGUACUCUAAGAAGAGCAGCACGUACACCUCGGAGUCUGGCAACACACAGAGCACUAGCUGCUGAUGUGAGGGCAAGGGUCCAUUUUUAAACUUCCACUCAGGACACACCUCCAUGUUUUUAUGUUUAAAGAGUCUUCCACAUUGUUGCUGGCUCUAUUCAACUGGCACUGACAUUUGUGAGGCCCUCUGGCAGUGUCUCUAUAAUUUUAUGUAUCAUUUGUAUCUUGUAUGCUAAUGCAAGGUCAAAUGUUUUAACUCAGAGUUUGUGCAUUGUGCUUAAAUAUUGUACACUUUCGAGUUUCACCAUGCUCUCCUUUGACAUUGGCAAUGUGCACAUUCCUAUGUGGGUGAGGACCAUUUUACUGAAAUUCCGUAAUGCUUUUUUUUUGUCACCAGUGUACACGUUAAAAGCACAUUAUUGAUGUUAGAAGACCAGAUGUAUAUAAUUUUAAUAUUUGUUUUUAUACAUAAAUGUGGUAAGCUGUAGGCGUUUUCUUAUUUGUUUUUAUUUCUUUCUCUGAAAUCUUUUCUGUUCAAUAAAACUGCUUUCCAUGUUAAUGUUUGGCUUCAAGUUCAGCAGCUCAAGCUGCAUACCUGGCAAUAUUAUUGAUGCCUGUUUUAAGUACCUGUGCAUUCAUUGCAUAGUUUAUCAAUGUGAAUUAAUGGUAUUAUGAGUGAGCUAUCACCAGCCUUCACACUGUUUUGUAAAUAUGUGUGCCACUGUAGUUAUGUUUUACCUUUUUUGUGGUAAUUAAAUUUAUUUCACUCA